Molecule: messenger RNA, 2524 nt
Organism: Thalassophryne amazonica
Lineage: Eukaryota; Metazoa; Chordata; Actinopteri; Batrachoidiformes; Batrachoididae
Gene: xpo7
Product: exportin 7
Biological process (GO): protein export from nucleus
Cellular component (GO): cytoplasm; nuclear pore
Molecular function (GO): nuclear export signal receptor activity
Source: RefSeq, a predicted model, not a curated record
AUGGGUUUUGGGAUUCAGACGUGUGUUAACGGAGACCCUACAUGUUGCUUUGUGUUCCAGCACUGGGAGUUUGCCCCCAACAGCGUUCACUAUUUGCUAAGUCUGUGGCAGCGCCUGGCAGCAUCUGUGCCCUAUGUUAAAGCAACAGAGCCCCAUCUGUUGGAGACCUACACGCCGGAGGUCACCAAGGCCUACAUCACGUCACGACUGGAGUCGGUUCACGUCAUCCUCAGGGAUGGCUUAGAAGACCCUCUCGAUGAUGCUGGCUUGGUCCAGCAGCAGUUGGACCAGUUGUCCACCAUUGGCCGGUGUGAGUACGAGAAGACUUGUGCACUGCUCGUCCAGCUCUUUGAUCAGUCAGCCCAGACCUACCAGGAGCUGCUGCAGUCCACCAAUUCCAGCGCGGCAGACGUCACUGUGCAGGAGGGUCGCUUGACGUGGUUGGUUUAUAUCAUUGGUGCUGUGAUCGGUGGACGUGUGUCGUUUGCUAGUACAGAUGAACAGGAUGCCAUGGAUGGAGAAUUAGUCUGUCGGGUACUCCAGCUGAUGAACUUGACGGACUCUCGCCUCGCCCAGGCUGGUAACGAAAGACUGGAACUGGCAAUGCUCAGCUUCUUUGAACAGUUCAGGAAGAUCUACAUCGGAGACCAGGUGCAAAAAUCCUCAAAGCUUUAUCGCCGGCUGUCAGAAGUAUUGGGCUUGAAUGAUGAGACGAUGGUCCUCAGCGUCUUCAUCGGGAAAAUCAUCACAAAUUUGAAGUACUGGGGCCAGUGUGAACCAAUCACCUCAAAGACGCUUCAGCUCCUCAAUGAUCUCUCCUUGGGAUACAGCAGUGUGAGGAAGCUGGUGAAGCUCAGUGCCGUCCAGUUCAUGCUGAACAACCACACAAGUGAGCACUUCUCCUUCCUGGGCGUGAACAAGCAGACCAAUCUCAGCGACAUGAGAUGUCGAACCACCUUCUACACUGCACUGGGACGCCUCCUAAUGGUUGAUCUAGGUGAGGAUGAGGACCAGUUUGAGCAGUUCAUGCUGCCUUUGACAGCGGCGUUUGAAGCCGUCGCUCAAAUGUUGAGUACGAACACCUUCAACGAACAAGAGGCCAAGAGGACUUUGGUGGGUCUGGUCCGAGACCUGCGAGGCAUUGCGUUUGCCUUCAAUGCGAAGACCAGUUUCAUGAUGCUCUUUGACUGGAUAUAUCCGGCGUACAUGCCAAUCUUACAGAGAGCCAUUGAGCUCUGGUACCACGACCCAGCAUGCACCACACCUGUGCUUAAACUUAUGGCUGAGCUUGUCCACAACAGGUCUCAGCGGCUGCAGUUUGACGUGUCGUCUCCCAAUGGUAUCCUGCUAUUCAGAGAAACCAGCAAAAUGAUGACCACCUACGGGAAUCGUAUCCUGACGUUGGGGGAGGUUCCUAAGGAUCAGAUGUACAGCGUGAAGCUGAAGGGGGUCAGCUGUGUGUUUCCAUGCUGGAAAGCUGUGCUCAGUGGCAACUACGUCAACUUUGUCUUCCGUCUCUAUGGUGACGACGCUCUGGAUAACGCUUUACAGACCUUCAUCAAACUGCUGCUGUCCAUCCCUCACAAGGACCUCGUAGAUUAUCCCAAACUCAGCCAGUCGUUCUACUCGCUGCUGGAGGUGCUGACACAGGAUCACAUGAACUUCAUCGCCAGCCUUGAGCCUCACGUGAUCAUGUACAUCCUGUCAUCCAUCUCCGAGGGACUCACGGCGCUUGACACCAUGGUGUGCACUGGCUGCUGCUCCAGUCUGGAUCACAUCGUCACCUACCUGUAGCAGCUCUCACGCUCCACCAAGAAGCGAGCGACUCCCUUGGCAACUGAUGAUCGCUUCCUGCACAUCAUGCAGCAGCACCCGGAGAUGAUUCAGCAGAUGCUGUCCACUGUUUUGAACAUUAUCAUCUUUGAGGACUGUCGCAACCAGUGGUCGAUGUCGCGGCCGCUCUUAGGUCUCAUCCUACUGAAUGAGAAGUACUUUGCCGACCUGAGGAACAGCAUCGUGAAGCAGCCCCCGGAGAAGCAACAAGCCAUGCACUUAUGUUUUGAAAACCUGAUGGAGGGAAUAGAGCGCAAUCUGCUAACCAAGAACCGCGACAGGUUCACACAGAAUCUGUCCGUGUUCAGGAGAGAAGUCAAUGACAGCAUGAAGAACUCCACGUACGGCGUCAACAGCAACGACAUGAUGAGCUGACAUUCCACACGGCGGCUGCCUCACCCCUUCACCUGCCUCACCCCUUCACCCCGCAGCCAGGAUGUCCGGGUUCUCCUCCCAGACACCAGGAGCAUGUGCAGCAGCAGCUUCGCCGGUUCCACUUCCACGUUGCACUGAGCCCACACUUUGUGUUUUAAAGGGGCCGAAGGCGGGGCUGAAGGCGGCGCCGGCGUCACGGUGCCGCCGCAGGCUGAAUGUCGCUUCGCCUGCCUUGUAUAGACGAACAGAACCAAGUGUACAUUUUUUUCCUAACCUUUUGAACAAUGUUUAUAAUAAACUGAACGGUGUGAUUGAG